This is a messenger RNA of Micropterus salmoides (largemouth bass), 2406 nucleotides long. It is a transcript of the gene s100v2, whose product is annotated as S100 calcium binding protein V2. The transcript is spliced from 3 exons. Lineage: Eukaryota; Metazoa; Chordata; Actinopteri; Centrarchiformes; Centrarchidae. The record is from RefSeq and is a predicted model, not a curated record. Gene Ontology annotation, cellular component: perinuclear region of cytoplasm. Bases 149 to 460 code for a protein of 103 amino acids.
UCUCAUGCAGAGGGAGGAUCCAGGAGCGCUGCCAGCUGUGACAGAAGCAGCGCUCCACUGACACACAGCAGCAGCAGCAGCAGCAGCAGCGAGUUCAGCAGCGAGACACGCAGGAAGAAAAGUGACCACAUUCGAACUCUCAGUCGACAUGCCUCAGUAUUCAGACCUGGAGACGGCCAUCAACACGCUGGUCACCCAGUUCCACUCGGCUUCUGCUGACAAUAGUCCAACGCUGAAAACGGAUGAAUUCAAAGGUCUUUUGUCCUCCCAAAUGCCCAACAUGGUCCAGGGGAUCGGCACAGAUCAGGGACUGAGUGAGAUCCUGCGGAAGAUGGGUGUAGCUGACGGCGAGGGCAUCUCUUUCAAUAAUUUCUGGAAGUUAAUCCAGUCAGUAGCCACCUCGCAGUACGGCCUCCUCAGCAGCCAGAAGGGUUCCUCAUGCAGCUGCAUCCUCCUGUGAAGAGCAGGCUCUCAGCCCAACCCAACAGCAAGCUCCGUCUCCACCCUGGAAGUUAACUAAACAGAGUAACAACGUAACAUCACUAGCCUCAUCCGGUGUCGGACAGAAUACAAAAGUGCGAGGUCUAGUCUGCACCCAGCAAGCUGUUCCCAACAUUUAUGCUGUUACAGUUUUUAGAUGCCGUGAUCUCUAUCUGGCAGGUUUCCACAUCACUCUUCCACCAGUAUAAUGCCCAGCAUCCUUUGCACCAGUUAAAGUUCAAAUUCAGGUUAGUUUUAUAAUUUUAUAAUUUUUAUAAUUAGUUUGCGUUUAAAUUCUCACAUCGUCAAAGUAUUCACAUUUCUAUAUUUUUUAAAGGUUUUAAGAAUCAAACUACAAUUUAAUGUAGCUUACAAAAAAUAAUCAUCCUCGUCCUUAGCAGUGGAUAACAUCUGUUUGUAGCCAUUUGUUGACCAUGAUUAAGUCAUUUGCAGUCAGAUGUUUUAUUUAAUAUACUAGUUCCUGUUACUGGACAGGACCAUCUGAUCUUGGCUAGCAUGUGUUGAGCCACAGACUUUUAGCUGCCCUUAUCUGUUGUAAUAGUUAAAAUACACCCUUUUGUUAUGUUGUCCCCAGAUCCCAACAUUUCCUCCCAGAUCAAACUCAGAAGCUAGCUGUGGUGAGGUUUAAAACAUCACCUUGGAGGAGAUUUGGGGAGUGGAGGUGCUGAUAACAAAACCAGGGAGAAUAAGGAGAAGUCUCUAUGACGCAGCAAAAAAAAAAACAAAGAUUCACCAAUAAACUGAGCUCCAGUAUAGGCAUCAACUUUACACUUAACACACAUUAGGUCCUAGGUGAUCCAUAGAAAGAUAGUUUAGUAUGCUUCAAAGGAAGUGCUUGUUGGAUCAUUGAACAUCCCUCUCACACACACACACGCACAUCUAUUUGGGAGGGGGCUGUGUCCGAAAAUGUUUACUUUCCAAAACUGACAAUCUCAGAAUCACCUUCCCAUGAAAAGCUGUCACUUCUCACGUGAACAGCCCAGUGCAACGUUCUGAAUGUCUUCCAGUGGGCAUCCAGAACAGCUACAAACACUUCUGCCUUCAGACGUGGUCAGACUACAUGUUGCACAAACUAAUUACACAUAUUGAACCUUUCAGACACUACUAGACAAUCCAACAAGCACUUUGUUUGUAGAAUUUUAAAUUUAACCGGUGCAAAAGGCGCUGGCCAUUAUCUCAGGCAUAGUCAUUAAUAUAUUCAUAUUCUCUCAUAAGCACCAAUUUAAGUUUCUUUACCGUGUAUCAUAGUGUUUCAUGGUGCCUUCAAACGAGUUGUGUUUUGACAGACAGUUUUCAAAAUGGUGUACAAUCAAUUUUCUCACUUGUCUGGCAGUGGUCAUCUCACUAGUUAACCACAUUAAUGGCAAUCAUGUAGUUUAUAUACAGUGAAAUAGUGUAGUCAGUUUUGCAUGUCAAAAAUGCAAACUCAUAAGUAACUCAUUCGUAAGUAACUCAUUCAGAAGACACAGCAGUAUGAGGGUAUGUAUCAGAGUUGAGGCCAGAUUAUUAGAAAUACUGAGGAAGAGUGACAGUUUACCUUUCAGAGGCUUUCAAACAUUUAAAUAGAAAUACUUUCUUCCUUUGUGCAGAACUGACUCAUCAAUUAUUACUGCAAUUCUCAAUUCACAGUGUAUGUUAUUGUGUUGGCAACGGCUGUUUACAUAGUAACUUCAAGUGGUAAUUUGUCUGAAUCUUUAAGUAUAUGAUAAGAAUCAUCUCAAUUUAACCUUGUGUCAGUAACAAAGCACAAAAUACAUGCUUUAUAGUCCAUUUUAUACGUUUCUACUAGUAAUGCUUUCCCUCUGUGAUCCUGCAUUUUCUAUGUAUUUAUGUUUUGAAGUUCUCUGUAUUCUGACCAGUGUGACACCGUAAGAAAAAUGAUGUAAUAAACAUACAAAGAAAUUA